Molecule: messenger RNA, 946 nt
Organism: Colletotrichum godetiae
Lineage: Eukaryota; Fungi; Ascomycota; Sordariomycetes; Glomerellales; Glomerellaceae
Exons: 2
Coding region: 442-774 (110 amino acids)
Source: RefSeq, a predicted model, not a curated record
AUGACCUUCAAGUUACUUAAAUCAGUCGAAUCCUGUCGGACAGCACUGGCAGCUAAUAUAUGAAUGCAAGAUCGACCACGUGAACAGAAAAGUCAAGUUAUCAGGUCUCGACAGGAAUACACACACAUAAGCUGGUUAUUCAGAUGGGAGAGAAGGGUGAAGUGUGCGCAUAGCCCAUAGUCGGUCCUUCCUCUUUGAACUUCAGGUAAUUAUCACGCUUUUCACCUUUUUUUCUCUCUGCCUCACCAAAGGGGAUUCACCUCUCAAACGACAACCAGAUUGCGAACUCCUACAACACCUCUUUAUCCCCCAUCGCUGGCUUCUACCUACCUACCUAACUUGACCUCACUAACAUCAUCACUCACAACCCAUCACAACCCACCUCAAAAAGCAUCACUUCAACCCAAACACACACAUCAACCAUCUCUACCUUGCCUGGCAAUGAAGACCAAAACCAGAGCCAACGCCGCCAGAGCCGGCCCCUCGGAAAUCCUCUCCGACGCCCCAGGAAUCACCCGCCAGGAACGCAUCCUCAUCACCCGGCUCCUCGGCGGCGCCCGCUCCUUCUUCACCAACCCCCUGACGGACGAGGAGACGACCAUGUUCAAGGCCCUCAUCUCGCGCCUCAUCAGGGCGUCCAAAGACCCGCUCAUGCCUGACGCCGACAGCUUCUUCGACAGCGACCGCUUCGAGACGCACUUUUGGGUGUUUGAUGAUGCGCUGAGAGUCAUUAUGCAGUUGAAGGCGUGGUAUGGACCUGUGGUGCCUCAUUGAGUGUAUGUGUGGCACCUUUCGUGGCUCUUCGGCUUGCUUUCGAUGAGAUGUGUUGCUUGCUUGCUGGCAACCCCCCCACCCGGGUUUGCUGCUCUCUUUUUGCGUCUUUUGAGCCUUUCCUUUUGGGGAUUACCUUGCAGGUUUCCCUGCUUGUCAAGAAUUGGAUUCUGGA